Molecule: messenger RNA, 1454 nt
Organism: Cynocephalus volans (Philippine flying lemur)
Lineage: Eukaryota; Metazoa; Chordata; Mammalia; Dermoptera; Cynocephalidae
Gene: MMP23B
Product: matrix metallopeptidase 23B
Exons: 7
Coding region: 113-1405 (430 amino acids)
Biological process (GO): collagen catabolic process; proteolysis; extracellular matrix organization
Cellular component (GO): extracellular matrix
Molecular function (GO): zinc ion binding; metalloendopeptidase activity
Source: RefSeq, a predicted model, not a curated record
CUCCCCCCUCCCCGCUCCUCCCGUCCCGUGCACGCUCGGCGGCGGCGGCUCCGCGGCCCCGGUCCCUCGCCGCGCUGCCCCAUGCUGCCGUGAGCCCGACAGCGAGUCCGCCAUGGGCCGCGGGCCCUGCGUCCCCGCGGAGGCGUCGGGGGCGGCCGUCCAGGGCCGCCGGCUGGGAGCCGCGCUGGGCGCCCUGUGCCUCCUCCCCGCGCUGGUGCUGCUGGCCCGGCUGGGGGCCCCGGCGGCCCCGCCCUGGAGCGCAGCGCAGGGGGACGUCGCUGCGCCGGACCCAUCAGGGACCCCCAGCACCCGGGUCCCGAGCCCGCUGCCCGCUUUGGCGCCCCGCAGACGCCGCUACACACUGACCCCAGGCCGGCUGCGCUGGGACCACUUCAAUCUGACCUACAGGAUCCUGUCCUUCCCUCGGAACCUGCUGAGUCCCCGGGAGACCCGGCGGGGCCUGGCUGCCGCCUUCCGCAUGUGGAGCGACGUGUCCCCCUUCAGCUUUCGCGAGGUGGCCCGCGAGCAGCCCAGCGACCUCCGGAUAGGCUUCUACCCGGCCAACCACACGGACUGCCUGGCGUCCCCGCUGCACCACUGCUUCGACGGCCCCACCGGCGAGCUGGCCCACGCCUUCUUCCCCCCGCACGGCGGCAUCCACUUCGAUGACAGCGAGUACUGGAUCCUGGGCCCCACGCGCUACAGCUGGAAGAAAGGCGUGUGGCUCACGGACCUGGUGCACGUGGCGGCCCACGAGAUCGGCCACGCGCUGGGCCUGAUGCACUCGCAGCACGGCCGGGCGCUCAUGCAUCUCAACGCCACGCUGCGGGGCUGGAAGGCGCUGUCGCAGGACGAGCUGUGGGGGCUGCACAGGCUCUAUGGCUGCCUGGAUCGUCUGUUUGUCUGCGCGUCCUGGGCGCAGAGGGGCUUCUGCGACACCCGCCGGAGGCUUAUGAAGAGGCUGUGCCCGAGCAGCUGCGAUUUCUGCUACGGUGACGCCUGGGGCGGGGCUGGGGACUGCUUGGGCCUUGGUCUCCCAGCCUUGGCUGUGGUCUGGGUGACAGGGGUACUGAUGCAGUGGCACUUUUCUCUGCCUCGAGCAGAAUUCCCCUUCCCCACGGUGGCCACCACCCCACCGCCCCCCAGGACUAAAACCAGGCUGGUGCCCGAGGGCAGGAACGUGACCUUCCGCUGUGGCCAGAAGAUCCUCCACAAGAAAGGCAAAGUGUACUGGUACAAGGACCAGGAGCCCCUGGAGUUCUCUUAUCCCGGCUACCUGGCCCUGGGCGAGGCACAUCUGAGCAUCAUCGCAAACGCCAUCAACGAGGGCACCUACACGUGUGUGGUGCGCCGGCACCAGCACGUGCUCACCACCUACUCCUGGCGUGUCCGUGUGCGGAGCUGAGCCUGCCCAGUGCCCUGCUGGGCUGGGAGUCCCUGUGAUAAAGCACUUU